Molecule: messenger RNA, 511 nt
Organism: Toxotes jaculatrix (banded archerfish)
Lineage: Eukaryota; Metazoa; Chordata; Actinopteri; Toxotidae
Gene: pfdn1
Product: prefoldin subunit 1
Exons: 4
Coding region: 53-421 (122 amino acids)
Biological process (GO): protein folding
Cellular component (GO): prefoldin complex; cytoplasm
Molecular function (GO): protein folding chaperone
Source: RefSeq, a predicted model, not a curated record
GAAGAAGGUGCCCGCGCAUGCGCAGUCUCUGUAAGGCCCACUGCUGGUGAAGAUGGCUGCGCCCAUAGAUCUGGAGCUGAAGAAGGCCUUCUCGGAGCUGCAGGUGAAGAUGAUCGACACGCAGCAGAAGGUGAAGCUGGCCGACCUGCAGAUCGAUCAGCUGACACGCGUCCAGAAACAUGCUAAGCUAACUCACGCGGAGAUCACCACGCUGCCUGACAACACGCGACUGUACGAAGGAGUCGGACGCAUGUUCAUUCUUCAGUCAAAGGAAGAGAUCAAUAAUCAGCUGAUGGACAAACAGAAGACAGCUGACGAGAAGAUCAAAGAGCUGGAGCAGAAGAAGGUGUACCUUGAACGCAGCGUGAAAGAAGCCGAAGACAACAUCAGAGAGAUGCUGCUGUCCCGGAGAGCUCAGUGAUCAAUACUCAUCAAUAAUCAGUAAAAUCAUGUUGCUGAUGCUGUUUCUCGUGUUUGCUAAUUGUUCAUAUUAAAAUGUGUUGAAGCUUCA